Messenger RNA from Lentinula edodes (shiitake mushroom), 632 nucleotides. RefSeq lists its product as uncharacterized. The record is from RefSeq and is a predicted model, not a curated record. Bases 254 to 601 code for a protein of 115 amino acids. NCBI's taxonomy places the organism in Eukaryota, Fungi, Basidiomycota, Agaricomycetes, Agaricales, Omphalotaceae. The transcript has 2 exons.
CAAUAGAUAAACGCAAAUAGAUGGACAAAAUCCAGGCACCCAAAGAAAUACGCAAAGCAACCCUAUAGUGAUGGGAUCGAUGAAACCGAGCGUCGCAAUCCUGAGCAGGUAUAGGUAUACAUAUAAGAGCAGCGCACCUGUUCGCAUUUUGAUCAGAACUUUUCUCUUGCUGGCCAAGAAAGGUACUCACAUUCACGCCUCCCAUAUCCUAUCAUCCAAAAGUUAACUCGGGGAUCUUUCUCAAAAUUCACUGAUGCGUCUCACUCUCGCCACCUAUUUUUUGACUCUGGGUGUUAGCCUUUUCUACGUUGUAUGUGCGAGGCCUGCUCUGAUUACUGAGUCGUUGAAAUCGCUCUCACUGCAGCCUCGAAACCCGACACAAGCUCUGCAACCUCACUCAUCCACCCUUCGAAUCUCAUUGUACCCACCUGGCAACCCAGAUGACCCCGAUAACUCUUCGAAGUUUAACAGCAGAAAAGAGCAGAAACCGAUCUGCGCAGAAAGUUAUCAUCCGAUUUCUCCACCAAAUGCGAUAUCGUCUUCACGCCGAUUUGGACCUUACUCAUGUUGCUUGGCAAAACUAUUGGCACCCAAAAAGUAAAGAUAUUGAGUUCAUUGUGGAAGACGAUGAU